AUGUCGCAUGAAUGUUCGCAGGCGUCCAUGGCGACGGCGUGCGACUGCAUCUACCAGCUAGUGCAGCAGCGACAGGCGGAUGCGAAACAGCUCGACGACCUGGCGAAGCAGCGACACCGGCUCAUGUGCGACCUGGCGACGGCGGAGAGUCGCUCGGAUCGUCUAGAAGACGAGCUGGAAGUCGCAAGGCGAAAAAUCCAGUCGCUUACAGCGCAGGAGCAAAAAGCGGCGGCGGAGUUCAAGGCGCAGAUCAAGAAGUUAAGAGCAGAGAGGGACGAGCUCAGCAAGCAUGUCAUCGCCCUGCAGCAAGUGAAGGCGCAGCAGGCGUUCGAGCUGCGCAAGGAGAAGCGCGAGUUUGUGAAGCUGCAGGAGAAGCUCGCGUCUUGCGUGGGGGGCAAGCGCACGCCCCCCAGGCAGCCGGGAGUGGAUAUUGUCAACCUCAAUCCCCAGUCAGAGGGCAGGCAGAGGGCCACAUGGGGCGGGAAGAAGUCAGAUAGCAACUUUUACAAGCGCAUGAUGGAGGCGCAUGAGAGGCAGCUGAGGGCAGUGGGGGAGGACAGCAAGCAGCUCAUGGCAGUCAUUCGCUCCAUGCAGGACGUGUACGCCCUGCCACCCAACAUGGCCUGUCCACACAUCAUGGAUCUGCACCAACGCAUUGUGACGGCCAUGCGUGAUCUCGUCCAGAGAGCAGCGCAGCAGCAGGCAGCCUCUGCUGCAGUGGGUGGUGGCUGUACCGGAGGGGACAGUAACGAGAUGGCUGCUCUGAGAGAAGAGCUGGAGGCGUGCAGAGAGCGUUUGGCCGAGCAGGGUGAGCUCCUGAUAUGCAACUACAUGUAUGUUGAGGUGAUGCGAUACGAAGUUUAUUGGUAUAUGCUGUGA
This is a messenger RNA of Closterium sp. NIES-65, 879 nucleotides long. Lineage: Eukaryota; Viridiplantae; Streptophyta; Zygnematophyceae; Desmidiales; Closteriaceae. The record is from the annotation of a GenBank genome assembly.